CUGUCCCAACACCCCUCCCUCUAGCCCGGGCGCGCUGCACCUCAGAUGAGGAUUGGUCGAAGACAGGAAGGCGGGGUUUGGAGGCAGGUUAAGAGCGCUCGGCGGGUGGGGCCACGCGUUCCUGAGAAGGUUCAAUGGCGUGGCAGGGGAUGGCGACCGAGUUCCUGCAGGUGCCGGCGGUGACGCGGACCUACACCGCAGCCUGCGUCCUCACCACCGCCGCCGUGCAGCUGGAACUCCUCAGCCCUUUCCAGCUCUACUUUAAUCCGCACCUCGUGUUCCGGAAGUUCCAGGUCUGGAGGCUCGUCACCAACUUCCUCUUCUUCGGGCCCCUGGGAUUCAGCUUCUUCUUCAACAUGCUCUUCGUGUUUCGCUACUGCCGUCUGCUGGAGGAGGGUUCCUUCCGCGGCCGCACGGCCGACUUCGUCUUCAUGUUUCUCUUCGGGGGUGUCCUUAUGAUCCUGCUGGGGCUCCUGGGCAGCCUCUUCUUCCUGGGCCAGGCCCUCACAGCCAUGCUGGUAUACGUAUGGAGCCGCCGCAGCCCCCGGGUGAGGGUCAACUUCUUCGGCCUCCUCACCUUCCAGGCGCCAUUCCUGCCCUGGGCGCUCAUGGGCUUCUCAAUGCUGCUGGGCAACUCAAUCCUCGUGGACCUCCUGGGGAUCGUUGUGGGCCACAUCUACUAUUUCCUGGAGGACGUCUUCCCCAACCAGCCUGGCGGCAAGAGGCUGCUGCUGACCCCUGGCUUCCUGAAGCUGUUACUGGAUGCCCCAGAGGAGGACCCCAAUUACCUGCCCCUCCCUGAGGAGCAGCCAGGACCCCUGCAGCAGUGACCCCACCCAAGGCCAGGGCCAGUCCCAGGGGCCCAUCUUCCUGACCUCUGGCAGGACUGCAUUCCCCCCACAACCCUGGCUUGUAGCACAGCUACCUGUCCUGGAGGCUGGGCCAUGCCCAGGGCCCACCCGAAUAAACAAUGACCUGCAUCCUCUUCACACACAGCACUGGCCCUCCUGCCUCAGCCGGCCACACCUUUCCAUGCAGGGACUAGACUGGGACUCAUCAUCCAGGGGCCUGCUGGGUCUCGGGAAAGGCGACGGUCCUGUCCUGCCUGAAAAUGGGGCUGGGGAGGCACCUUGUGUUCCUGUCCUG
This is a messenger RNA of Orcinus orca (killer whale), 1146 nucleotides long. It is a transcript of the gene DERL3, whose product is annotated as derlin 3. The record is from RefSeq and is a predicted model, not a curated record. NCBI's taxonomy places the organism in Eukaryota, Metazoa, Chordata, Mammalia, Artiodactyla, Delphinidae. Gene Ontology annotation, molecular function: ubiquitin-specific protease binding; misfolded protein binding. The coding region runs from base 135 to 830 and encodes 231 amino acids. The transcript has 8 exons. Gene Ontology annotation, biological process: endoplasmic reticulum unfolded protein response. Gene Ontology annotation, cellular component: endoplasmic reticulum membrane; Hrd1p ubiquitin ligase ERAD-L complex.